AUGGCCAAGGAAUAUGAGAUGAUUGUUUUGGGAUUAAUGAGAUAUUUUCUUGGGAUUAAAGUGAAGCAAAGAAAAGUUGAAAUUUUUAUGUCUCAAGAGAUGUAUAUUGAUGAUUUGUUAAAAAGGUUUCAUAUGUCAACAUGUAAACCCCUAUCUACUCCUAUGGCUGUCAAUGAAAAUUUGUCAAAGGAGAAUGGAGUAGAAUUGGUAGAUGCAUCAAUCUACAGAAGCCUUGUUGGUUCCUUGAUUUUAUCUUACCAAACAACGAAUAGUGUUCUUGCUGUGAGCAUUGUUUCAAGAUACAUGAACAAUCCAAGUAAAGUUCAUUCUGGAGUGGCAAAGAGAAUACUUAGAUAUGUGAAAAGAACCAAGAAUUUUGGGUUGAAAUAUGAAAGUGAAAAUGACUGCAAGCAAGUUGGAUUUUCAUACAAUGAUUGA
Molecule: messenger RNA, 438 nt
Organism: Nelumbo nucifera (sacred lotus)
Lineage: Eukaryota; Viridiplantae; Streptophyta; Magnoliopsida; Proteales; Nelumbonaceae
Source: RefSeq, a predicted model, not a curated record